Arachis ipaensis is the source of this 3150-nucleotide messenger RNA. RefSeq lists its product as uncharacterized. NCBI's taxonomy places the organism in Eukaryota, Viridiplantae, Streptophyta, Magnoliopsida, Fabales, Fabaceae. Gene Ontology annotation, molecular function: protein binding. The record is from RefSeq and is a predicted model, not a curated record.
AUGGCAAACUCAACGCACGAAAGAAGCAUUUCUUUGGCUUUUCUUUUGCUGUCGAUUGUAUUGGCAGUGGCAGUACAAGCGCUGCAAUCCUCCGGCCAUGCCCCACCAGUCGGUUGCCUGGAAGAAGAGAGGCAAGCUCUUGUCAUGCUGAAAGCAAGCUUCAAAGAUCCGUCAUCGCGGCUUAUCUCUUGGGAAGAAAAGCAUGACUGUUGCCAAUGGAAUGGUGUGAGUUGUGACAACGUUACAGGCCACGUUGUCAAGCUUGAUCUCAGGAAUCCAUGCUUCCUAUCAAGGGAGUAUGGAUAUUUUCAACCAAAUUGUUCUCUCAGCAAAUACAUGCUUGAAUCUAAGCAACUGCAUUCUUCUUUGUUUCAGUUCAAAUAUCUCACUUAUUUGGACUUGAGCGGGAACAAUUUUCAUGCAAGUUCAAUUCCCACGUUCGUCAAUUCUUCUAUGCAGCAGCUGCAAUUUCUAUUCCUUUCUUGCUCUCGUUUUAGCGGGAGGAUCCCCUUCAGUCUUGGAAGCCUUACAAAACUGCUGUUUCUUGAUCUAAGCUUUAAUGCUUUGUAUUCUGACGAUGUGUUUUGGGUUUCUCAUCUUUCUGCGCUUAGGUACCUUCACAUGAGUGAUGUGCAUAUGGGGAAGGCACACAAUUUGUUGCAGGUACUUAAUAUGCUUCCUUCUUUGUUAGAACUUGACUUGACGAAUUGCAGUCUAAAUGAGUUGCAGAUUCGCCAUGAACUUGGUGGCGCCACAAACCUCUCUAGACUCCAAUUCCUUAAUCUCUCAAAGAAUGGAAUUGUUGAGGCUCCUUUUCUGGACACUUUUCAAAACUCAACUUCCAUUACUGUGCUCGAUCUUUCUUACAAUCGGUUGAAGGAAGUUCCAUUUUGGUUGGGUAAAUUUCUUAACCUUGCUAAUUUGAAUCUAAGGAGUAAUGUUCUUAGUGGUUCAUUUCCCUCUGUUCUUCAGAAUCUGACCUCUUUGAAAUAUCUUGACCUCUCUCAGAACAAUAUUGAUUCUGUUCCAUUGUGGCUAAGUGACUUAAAGGGUCUUCAACAUCUAAAUGUUUCAUUGAAUAAUUUAAGUCAUGUUGAGGGUUCUCUAGCUUCAAUUUUGGGAAACUGUUGCCAUCUUCAAACAUUUGAUUUGUCCGACAAUGAGAUUCAAGGAGAUCUAGGCCAUAUGGAAUCUGGUUGCAUGAGGUAUGAUUUAGAGAAAUUGGAUUUGAGUAAAAAUGAACUUCGUGGGCAACUACCGGCAUGGUUAGGGCAACUUGAAAAUCUGGUAGUCCUCUCACUUUAUUCAAAUUUAUUCUAUGGUUCCAUUCCUUCUUCUAUUGGAAAGUUAUCAAACUUGAAACAACUAAUCCUUUAUGAAAACCAGUUGAAUGGGACUAUUCCAGAUUCCAUUGGUUUGCUUGAAAAACUCAGUUACUUGGAUCUUACUUAUAAUCAAUUGGUUGGUGUGCUACCUAAUAGCAUAACAAAACUUGCAAAUUUGAAGUAUUUGUAUCUUUCAUAUAACAAAUUGCAUGGCUCUCUUCCAAAUUCUGUUGGACAACUUGUCAGUCUAGGUACCUUGCUUCUUGCCACUAAUAAUUUUAGUGGUGUGAUUCCUAGAAGUCUUGGGCAACUUGUAAACCUAGAAAUCCUGGAUCUUUCAGAAAACUCCAUACAAGGUACAAUUCCUCCAAGUCUUGGUCAACUUUCAAAAUUGAGGUUCCUAUAUCUUUAUAAAAAUAAUUUGCAUGGCAACAUUCCCCAAAGCUUGAGCCAACUUCUAAGGUUGCAAGAGUUAGAUAUGUCUUCUAAUCAUUUAGGGGGCUUGAUUUUUGAACUAAGAUGGUCUAAUCAGCUGCAAUUAUUCAACCUCUUUGGUAAUGCUUUCAUCGGUUCAGUUCCCCAUGAUAUUGCUGAUAGAUUGCCAAAUGUUAGGAGUUUCCUUCUCGGAAACAAUCUUCUAAAUGGAUCAAUUCCGAAUUCAUUGUGCAAAAUAGACUCUUUGUACAUUCUUGAUCUUUCAAGCAACAAUUUUUCUGGGGAAAUACCUGAUUGUUGGAGAGCUACACAGGAAGUAAGUGAUAUUGAUCUUUCAUCAAAUAGAUUAUCUGGCAUUAUUCCAAGUUCCAUUGGUAAUCUUCCCUCUUUAGAAUGGUUGCAUUUGAAUAAUAAUAGUUUUCAUGGAGACUUUCCACCAUUUUUGAGAAAGCUAAAGCAACUCAGACUUUUGGAUCUUGGAGAGAAUAAUUUGUCAGGGAUUUUACCUUCAUGGAUUGGGGACUUUUUUUCCUCGAUGUAUUUGCUUAGGCUACCACAAAACAAGUUCUAUGGAAACAUUCCAACAAAGAUAUGCCAACUUCUUGAACUUCGAAUCCUGGUUCUUUCUAACAACAAGAUGAGCGGCCCAAUCCCUCAUUGUAUCAUGAAUCUUGCAGGAAUGAUUUUGAAAAAGAAAUCAAAUGAAACAAAUGCAGAUUCUCAAGAUCAACUGCAGAAUGAACAAGAAGUCAUGUUGAGCUUGAAAGGAGCAGAACUUGUUUAUAGCACAAAUCUAAGACUAGUAGCCGACUUUGACUUAUCCAAUAAUAAUUUGAGUGGAUCUAUUCCUGAAGGAAUAACUAUGCUCACAGCAUUGCAAAGCUUAAAUCUAUCAUACAAUAAGUUCUCAGGCAAAAUCCCUUCACAAAUAGGAGAUAUGAAGUUGCUAGAAUCUUUUGAUGUUUCCCACAACUUGCUUUCAGGCAUGAUUCCAAACAAUAUGAGUAGUUUAACUUUUCUAAAUCACUUAAAUUUGUCCUACAACAACCUUUCAGGACCAAUCCCAAAAGGAAACCAGUUUCAAACCCUUGAUGAUCCAUUUUUGUACAUUGGUAACCCUUCUCUUUGUGGGCCUCCACUACAAAAUCAAUGUAAUGCACCUGUUGAUGAUUCCCAGGAAGAUGAUGAUGAAGAUGAAGAUGGCAAAGACAAAGAAGACCAGAAAGAAAAAUGGUUGUUCUACUUUGUUGUGGCUUUGGGCUUUAUUACUGGGUUUUGGGGAUUCAUUGGUGUUUUUUUGUUGAAAAAAGGUUGGAGGCAUGCUUACUUUCAAUGCAUUGAUGAUGCAAUGCACAAGAUUGUUACAAUUGCAAGAAGUAAACAAGAUUGA